This is a messenger RNA of Ilex paraguariensis (yerba mate), 413 nucleotides long. The record is from the annotation of a GenBank genome assembly. NCBI's taxonomy places the organism in Eukaryota, Viridiplantae, Streptophyta, Magnoliopsida, Aquifoliales, Aquifoliaceae.
AUGUCCAUGUCCAGUAAUGUGGGUGGUCAAGCUGGAGGUGGAGCAGGAGGUAGAGAUGGAGAUAGGGAGAAUAUUGACCUUAUGUAUGAAUUGACAAAUUUUUUUUGUAAAGUGAGAACAGCUAUUAUGGUUGUUGAAUUAGAGAAGCCAAGCAAGUGUCGGUUGUAUUUCGUGUGUGAGAAGAAGGAAUGCAGAUUUUGGGCUUGGUGUGACCCACACACCAUAAAAUGGACCCCACCAGAUGAAAACACAGUUGAGAAGUCUGAUNCCCCACCAGAUGAAAACACAGUUGAGAAGUUUGAUGAGACUGAAGAUAAAAUCGCCACAAGCUUGAGGUUUCAGUCAAUUGAAGCAAAUAUUGCACUCUUCAAGCUGCUAGCAGUCACCACCAUGUGUCCCCUUGUAUUGUACUU